Molecule: messenger RNA, 2301 nt
Organism: Ilex paraguariensis (yerba mate)
Lineage: Eukaryota; Viridiplantae; Streptophyta; Magnoliopsida; Aquifoliales; Aquifoliaceae
Source: the annotation of a GenBank genome assembly
CACUCUUUUUCUCUCUCCAAAGCCCUCCACUUUCUUCCAAACGUUUUCCUCGAACCAGUCCCCCAGUGUUGCUCUCUCUCUCUCUCUCUCUCUGAAACACCAACAAUAUCUAUCUACAACCAUAAAAAUUCUCUGUUAUCAGUCCAUUUUCCUACAUUUUGAUCUAAUUAGGGUUUAUCAUCAACUCCUUUGCUUUGUACAUCUCUUGGAAGACCCAUCUAUGACGUGAAAUCAAUCACAUUCAUUUUCAUUCUCUGUCUAUAUCUAAGUAAUCGAUUGUUGAUACACAUUGAUAUUAAUACAAGCUAAGGUUUGAGAAGAAAUGGAGAGAAAACAAGGGUUCUUUUCUGCUCUUAAAGAUGAGGUUGUUCGAGGUUUAUCGCCGGCGAGGUCACGAGCGAAGAGUCCAGCUCGGAGCGGGUCGCCGAUGUCGGGCCUGCUCAGGAGGAAGAAGAACAGUCAUCACUACGUGGCGAAUCCUGAGGCGCUGAUUGCGAGAUCUGGGAGUCUGAGGCCGCUGGGGGAGACGUUAACGCCGUUGAUGGAGGGUCCGGAUCCGAAUGGGGGAGAAAUUGGGGAGUCGAAGCGGGUCGGAUCGGGUUUGGGGCAGUGGAUGAAGGGGCAGCUGUCAAGGGCUCCAUCGGUGGCUUCCAAUGGGUUCAAGAGGUCUGAUCUGAGGCUGUUGCUUGGUGUUAUGGGUGCCCCCUUAUCCCCGGUGCACGUUAAUACCACUGACCCCUUGCCUCAUCUCAGCAUCAAGGAUACUCCCAUAGAGACGUCAUCUGCUCAGUACAUAUUGCAGCAAUAUACAGCAGCAUCUGGUGGGCAAAAGCUCCAGAACUCCAUUAGAAAUGCUUAUGCUAUGGGGAAGGUGAAGAUGUUGGCUUGCGAGUUUGAAACUGCUACAAGGGUUGUGAAGAACAAGAAUGCUGCCAGAGCUGCUGAGUCAGGUGGAUUUGUCCUCUGGCAGAUGAAUCCUGACAUGUGGUAUGUUGAGUUGGCAGUUGGUGGAAGUAAGGUUCAUGCAGGCUGCAAUGGGAAACUUGUCUGGAGGCACACUCCUUGGCUUGGUGCCCACACUGCAAAAGGGCCUGUUAGACCUUUACGUCGCGCCCUUCAGGGCCUUGAUCCGAGAACCACUGCCAGUAUGUUUGCCGAUGCCAGGUGCAUCGGUGAGAAGAAGAUUAAUGGAGAGGAUUGCUUCAUUCUUAAGCUUUGUGCUGACCCUCAGACAUUGAAGGCUAGGAGUGAAGGCCCAGCGGAGAUCAUAAGGCAUGUCUUGUUUGGCUACUUCAGCCAAAAGACAGGACUUCUUGUUCACAUGGAGGAUUCCCAUCUUACCCGCAUUCAAUCCAAUGGUGGCGAUGCAGUUUACUGGGAGACGACCAUCAAUUCUUUCCUAGACGACUACAGGCCUGUUGAAGGGAUCAUGAUUGCCCACUCUGGCCGUUCUGUGGUGACCCUUUUCAGGUUUGGCGAGAUGGCUAUGAGCCAUACCAAAACUAGGAUGGAAGAAGCCUGGACAAUUGAAGAAGUUGCAUUCAACGUUCCAGGCCUCUCACUAGACUGUUUUAUUCCCCCAGCCGACUUGAGAUCUGGAUCCAUCAGUGAAGCCUGUGAACUUCCUCAAGAUGAAAGGGCAAAGAGUGCAAUUUCUCUUGCAGCUCAUCGGGCAAAGAUUGCAGCGCUGGAGAAAUCACAUGAGAACAGCAUGGAUAAUGUGGUUUGGAAGAGCAUAAUCAUUCACAGAUCCUCUCUGGGCCUGGAUGAAGAUACUCUCCGUGCAGAAUCCAGCUAUGGAGUUGGAGCUUGUUUUUUCCAGUAAGGGAUGAAGCAAAUGGAGGUUUAGUUUUUAGUUUACCUUCCAUGAAAGGAGGAAGGUGGUGAAGCUUUGAUAGCAGAACCAUCGACCUUUUAAGGUGAUUCUACUAAUUCUGUUGCCUAAUAUACGGCUGUGGCAGUGAGAAGAAUACUGCUACAAGGGUUUGACUUUAGUGUCUCAGUUCUUUAAUUUUGCUAAGUUAUUGUGUGUCAGUUUUGUUGUGUGGUUGUUUUAUUGAUGAUAAAUUGGUUUCUUGGUGUAUGUGUUAGAACCAAGAUGUGUCUCAUAUGGAUUUCUGGAUUUUAGUGUGGCAUCUUGUCAUUGCUGCUAAGAAAACAUGUAAACAGAAACAUUGAGUCCAUCAGACAUUUAAUGCUUAUGAAUAUUACUGAUAAGCAUCUUUCUUUCUUCCUUUUCUUUUUUGGCCUCUUUGAAUUGUAUCAUUUCUUCGCCUUAAAUGUGAAAGCAGUACCUUUGUG